Lachancea thermotolerans CBS 6340 is the source of this 2787-nucleotide messenger RNA. RefSeq names its product Epo1p (gene EPO1). Lineage: Eukaryota; Fungi; Ascomycota; Saccharomycetes; Saccharomycetales; Saccharomycetaceae. Bases 1 to 2787 code for a protein of 928 amino acids. The transcript has a single exon. The record is from RefSeq and is a predicted model, not a curated record.
AUGAAUACUGGCCCCCAGAAUUUAGUCAGGAAAGAGCCUAACAGGGCGCAGUUGCGGAGCCAGCUCUUGAACAACGAUCUGGGAACAAUAGAUUUGGCACAGGAGAGGCCCAUUAAUCAAGCUGCACCAUCCCAAUAUCCCAUGGCUCCUGCUUACAACAAUGCGUACCAACCUCAGCAGCCUCAAUACGGCCAGCCUCCUUUUCAACCGGGAAGAGCUUCGUACGUGCAACAAGGCUACCAAGCCGCAGACCAGCGCAGGCCCUCUUUGCAAUCCCAAUCAGCAGGUGGGAAGCGUUCAUUACAGUCAAACGCCAUCAGUGGUCUCUUUAAAAUGCGCAAUGGGAGAUCGAAGGCUAAGGACAGCGAUGAAGAAGAUGACACUUUUAUGACAGACGGCGAUAGUUCCAUUUUGACGUUCAGCGAUAUAUCUUCACUGAGAAAUAACGGAGGUCACAAAUAUGGAUUUGGUGGUGCCAUGGACGACACUUCACCUAUCAUUCCAACUCUGAUUACCAAAGGUCACGAAAAGAUGAAUAACAUAGAGUACCGUAAGCACCUUGCAGCUCAGAAAAAAAUGACCAUGAACGCUCUGUCAAAGCAAAAUAAGCCAAUGCAUCAGGUACCGCCCCAAGGGGGACCGCGAACGAUGUCACUUCAGCACUCCUACAAUCCCUACAAUGCACAGGCGCCCCCUAGAGACAACUUCAACCAGGGACCACCAUAUGCGCGUGCAAAUUCCAUGAUGUCUGGUCCUCCUCCACAGAUGCGCUACCCAAAUGCUAGGGGGACACCGCCGCCACCUGGUGCUGGGGCCCCUCGGACUAUGUCUUUGACCACAAACAGAAGAAAUAUGGCCAACCCACAGGGAGGUUUCCGACCGCAGGCAGCUGCCUUUGCGGCGCGUCCGACUAGCCCCUAUAUUGGAGGCCAACCACCGAUGCCUUACCAGGGACCGCGUCCUAGCAACAUGAUGGUAGCCCCAGGCGGAGGCUAUCCAAUCCAGGACAUCAAACCUGCAGCCCCGUUACCAAACGAAAAUGUCACUCCUCACUCCUCCUCAUCUCUGGUUAGCUCAAAUAGCCUCGCUUCUCACCGGCCAUCAAGCCAAACACCUGACAGUCAGAAUAUUGACGACCCUUCCACCGUUAGCAACUUGUUGUCAGGGUCGGCCCAAAAACUUCCAAGAGAAUCGCCGCUCAAGUCUGAAGUGAACAAUACGGGGAAGCUGAAUAUAAUCAAGCUCUCAGACCCUCAACAAGCAUUGAGAGACAAAGAACAAUUCCUUCAAGAACGGGAACGUUUGAUCGCUGAGAAAGAAGAGGAAUUAAGAGUCAAAGAGCGUGAAGCCCAGGAGCAAAAGACGAGAAGUGCAACAGUUGAGAAACAACCUCCGCUGAAUACUUACAAUACUGUUAGCGAGCAGUCGCCAAAAUUUAAACUAUCAAGACAAAGAUCAGAUCCCCAAGUAACACAACCGAAUAGCGGAAGAAUUGGCAGGCGUUCUCAGGUCCAGUCGAUGGCAACUUUUGAGUCGUCUUUGAGCAACGAUUCUCCAGUGAAGAAAAAGGAUGAUAAAACAGGAUUGUAUAUGCUAGACAAUGCUACUGAGGGAAAUGCCUACUUCACUGCUUCUGAUCUUCUUAACGAAGAAGCUUCCAGACUCCAUGAGAAUCUUUCAGAUGUCACAAUAACGAGGGAUGAAACAAAACCCGAAAAAACUGCUAGCAGUAGCGCUGGUGCACUUAACAAAGGACAGGACGAGUCGGAAGGCAAAACUGCUGGGAUGGGGAAAGCUCGCAAAUUUUUCAAGCGCCUGUCGUCAAGUGGAGCUAAAUCAACAAACUCCGUCACGAACAGUCGAAAAUCUAGUAUGAGCAGCGUUCGAAGAGUGUCUAGCUCCGAAAGCGUUAUUGCUGACAGAAGGGCGAGCCCUGAAGGCAAAAAAAGUUGGAGUGUCAAAAGUGACAAUACUAAGCGCAGAUCGUUUCACUCUCUCUUCUCCAACUCAUCCAUUGGUUUGAACUCCACCGAACCUUUGAAACCACAUACAGGUCUCACAAAUAUUGAAGAAAAACGAGGGAGAGACGACGCUGAUGCUUCCAAAGAACAAGGAGUGUACCAAGAGUCUGCUGGGCCCACAUCCCCUGUAAAACCUCUAAGAUUCGACAACGCUAACAAGAGGUCAGACUCAAAUUCCGAGAAAUCUGAAGAUGAAGCCGAUCGAACCCUCGAAGCGAAUUCUCACGAUGAGGAAAAUGUGGGGAAUGAAUUUGUUUUUGACAACUCUGUCAGCCGGCCAUACAAGCAGACUUAUUCUUCCGAGUCUGAACUUGAAGCUGCGUCAGAACUAAAUCCAAAAUCGAAGCUGAGAACAAUUUCAAUAUCAGGAUCGCAAACGAGUAUAUUGAAUGAACAAGGUACGCUAAUGAACGAAAUCAACCUCUUGUCGAAAGAAUUAGCUGAAUCAAUUGCCAGGGAAUCGAGAUUAGAACAACAACUAGCCGGUAAGGGCAAGGACUCAAAGGAGAACGAGGCGCUCUCUAUAACAGACUUUGAAACUGAGCUGCGCAAAAAGUCAACAAAAAUUGUCGAGCUGAUCCAGCAACUUAACGAUGAGAGACUAAGAAGGUACAUUGCAGAGGAGCAAAUAAUGCUACAAGAACAUGGCGCGAAGCCAAGCAGCGUGGAUCUCAUUCACAAAAUUCAAAUACAGAAUCAACAGAUUGUUGCGAAAGAUGAGGAAAUAUCUAAGCUCAAGGAACAAUUGCAAAGGACACAAACUUGA